Equus quagga is the source of this 2316-nucleotide messenger RNA. Its product is annotated as transmembrane 9 superfamily member 2-like. The transcript has 17 exons. Lineage: Eukaryota; Metazoa; Chordata; Mammalia; Perissodactyla; Equidae. Gene Ontology annotation, biological process: protein localization to membrane. The record is from RefSeq and is a predicted model, not a curated record. The coding region runs from base 185 to 2188 and encodes 667 amino acids. Gene Ontology annotation, cellular component: membrane.
CGUAGCAACCGGGUUCCAAGCCAGCGUCUCGCUCAAUAAGUGGCCUUCCCGGGAGUUCUAGUCCCACCACCCGGUCUCGGCUCUUCCCUGUCCACGGUUCUUCCUUGUUGUUUUUGCUUCUUCCCUCCACUAGUUCCGAUCUAACCCAUGGUGUGUGUCCCCGAGCGCUGAGCCAGCUCCUAAAAUGAGUACUUGUGGUUUCCGCGUGGGAACCAACCUCUGGCGCCUCCGGUCUGCCCUCCCCAGGCUGCUGCUAGGGCUGGGGCUGCUCGUGGGGCUCCAGGGCCCGCCCUGCGCUGCUUUCUACCUUCCUGGGUUGGCUCCGGUCAACUUCUGCGAGGCGGACCGAGAGACUGCAGCCUGCAAGUCAUCAAUAGCACUGUUUGUAAACAGACUGGACUCAGUGGAAUCUGUCCUACCGUAUGAAUAUAAUACCUUUGACUUCUGUCAAGACUCUGAAAAGAAAAGUCCUUCUGAAAACCUUGGACAAGUACUAUUUGGAGAACAAAUAACAUCCUCUCCUUAUCAGUUUUCUUUUAACAAGACAGAAACAUGUGUAAAAGUUUGUGUAAAAUCUUAUGAUAUAGCAAAUGAAGACCAAAUGAAAAAGCUAGCUUUUUUGAAGAAAGGAAUAGAACUGAGUUAUCAACAUCACUGGAUUAUUGAUAAUAUGCCAGUAAUAUGGUGUCGUGAUAUGGAAGAUGGACAAAAGUACUGCACACCAGGAUUUCCAAUAGGAUGUUUUAUUACUGAAGGUGGCUUAUCGAAAGAUGCUUGCGUUAUCAAUUCUGAAUUCAAGAAAAAUAAUAGUUUCUACCUCUUCAACCACGUUGAUAUUACUCUUACAUAUCACAGGGAAAGUGAAAGAAAUGGGGGUAUUGCAAGAUUGGUUACUGCUAGACUUGAUCCUAAAAGCUAUAAUCGUUCAGAUGAAAACCACAUAACUUGUGAUGGACCCCCUAUGGAAAUUCCUGGAGAAUAUACAGAUAAGUUGAAUAUAACCUACACUUACUCUGUGAAAUUUGAAGAAAACAAAAGAGUCAAGUGGGCUUCUAGAUGGGAUUAUAUUUUGGAGUCCAUGCCUCAUACCAACAUUCAGUGGUUUAGUAUUAUGAAUUCCUUUUUUAUUGUUCUUUUCUUAUCUGGAAUGGUGGCUACGGUCAUAUUAAGGACUCUCUAUAGAGAUAUUAUCAGAUAUAAUCAGAUGACUUCCUCCGAAGAGGCCCAGGAUGAGUUUGGUUGGAAGCUGGUUCAUGGGGAUGUAUUCAGACCUCCAAGAUACGGAAUGUUGCUGUCAGUUUUCCUGGGUCAAGGAAUACAAGUUUUGAUUAUGACGUUCAUUACUUUAUUUCUGGCCUGCCUUGGUUUUCUUUCCGCUUCCAAACGAGGCGCUUUAAUGACCUGUGCCAUCGUGUUAUGGGUCCUUCUGGGAACUCCUGCUGGAUAUGUGUCUGCUAAAAUGUAUAAGACAUUUAAAGGUGUUAACUGGAAUACAAAUUUUCUGCUGACAGCACUAUUAUGCCCUGGUAUCGUUGUCAUUGACCUCUUCACGAUGAAUAUAAUUCUUUGGGUGGAAGGAUCAUCGGCCGCCAUCUCAUUUGGUACUCUGAUAAGUAUCCUUGCAGUGUGGUUUGGAAUUUCAGUACCACUAACAUUUUUUGGUGCAUACUUCGGAAGCAAGAAAAAGUUUGGGAGUCCAGUUCACAUAAACCAGAUACCCCGUCACGUUCCACUACAGACUUUCUCUACCAAAACACUUUUUGGCAUCAUACUCGGUGGCAUUUUACCUUUUGGCUGUAUUUUUAUUCAACUCUUUUUCAUUCUAAACAGUAUUUGGUCUCAUCAGAUAUACUUUAUGUUUGGCUUCCUUUUCUUAGUCUUUAUAAUUCUCCUGAUUACCUGUUCAGAAGCUACAGUUUUGCUGUGUUAUUUUCAUUUAUGUGCUGAGGAUUAUCAUUGGUGGUGGAGAGCCUUUUUUACAAGCAGUUUUACAGCUGUCUAUUUUUUUAUGUAUGCCAUUUAUUACUUCUUUACCAAACUUCAAAUCACGGGCAUGGCAAGCACCGUUUUGUACUUUGGGUACACGAUGAUCAUGGUGUUGAUUUUCUUUCUCUUCACAGGGACAAUUGGAUUCUUUUCCUGCUUCUGGUUUGUUACUAAAAUCUACAGUGUCGUGAAAGUGGAUUAAAGAGUGUCUCCAAAGGCUUCCAGGCACAUCACCCUCGCUUUUGAAUGUCUACAUCUGUCUGAACAUCUGUGGAGAUAUAUGUAUGCUUCCAAUUACAUGUUUUAAAUAUAUAUCAAUUUAAAAUCUCA